AUGGGCGGGGGAGGAGGGGGCGGCAACACGAGGGAGCUCGACCAGACACCGACAUGGGCCGUCGCCUCCGUCUGUGGCGUCAUCGUCCUCAUUUCCAUCCUCCUCGAGAAGGGCCUCCACAAAGUCGGAGAGUUCUUCGCGCACAGGAAGAAGAAGGCCAUGGUCGAAGCCCUUGAGAAGGUCAAGACAGAGCUGAUGGUGCUGGGGUUCAUUUCGCUGCUGCUGGUGUUCGGGCAGAACUACAUCAUCAAGAUCUGCAUCUCGGAGGCGGCCGCCGACACCAUGCUCCCCUGCCGUCUCAAGAAGUCCACCAUUGAAGCCGAGACCAAAGCGGACCACGGGGUCAACGCCGGCGCCGGCGAGGGUGGUGCGCACGCAACGGCGGAGCACCUCAGCCUCGGCGGCCAUCCCUUCACGGCCGCCGCCUCCUUCAGCGUCCCCCACAGGAUGCUCUCCGGCGGCGAGGCCAAUAUGAAAACCAAAUGCCCUCCGGGAAAGGUGUCGCUCAUCUCCAUAAACGCGCUGCACCAGCUGCACAUCUUCAUCUUCUUCCUGGCCGUGUUCCAUGUCAGCUACAGUGCCAUCACCAUGGCACUCGGCAGGGCCAAGAUACGAGCAUGGAAGGAGUGGGAGAAAGAGGCAGCGGGAAAAGAUUUCGAGUUCUCCAACGAUCCGACGAAAUUCAGGUUUACCCACGAGACAUCGUUCGUCAGGCAGCACAUGAACGUCCUGAACAAGACCCCGGCCUCGUUUUACAUCAGCAACUUCUUCAGGCAGUUCUUCAGGUCUGUCCGGAGGGCCGACUACUGCGCGCUGCGCCACAGUUUCGUCAAUGUUCAUUUGGCUCCCGGCAGCAAGUUUGAUUUCCAGAAGUACAUCAAGCGGUCUCUCGAGGACGAUUUCAAAGUCAUCGUCGGGAUCAGCCCUACUCUGUGGGCUUCUGCGCUCAUCUUCCUGCUCAUCAACAUCAACGGACUGCACACCAUGCUCUGGAUCUCCAUAAUGCCCCUUAUUAUCAUCCUGUCAGUGGGCACGAAGCUGCAGGGGAUCAUCUGCCGCAUGGCGAUCGACAUCACGGAGCGGCACGCGGUGAUCCAGGGGAUCCCGCUGGUGCAGGUCAGCGACAGCUACUUCUGGUUCAGCCGACCCACCUUCGUCCUCUUCCUCAUCCACUUCACGCUCUUCCAGAACGGAUUCCAGAUUAUCUACUUCGUCUGGAUCUUGUACGAGUACGGGAUGGACUCUUGCUUCAACGAUUCAAAGCAGUUCGUCUUCAUGCGUCUCUGCCUCGGGGCGGUGGUGCAGGUGCUGUGCAGCUACGUGACGCUACCGCUGUACGCGCUGGUGUCGCAGAUGGGAUCCACGAUGAAGCAGUCUAUCUUCGACGACCAGACCUCCAAGGCGCUCAAGAACUGGCGCGCCGGCGUCAAGAAGAAACCGGCGGACAAAUCAAAGCACGGCGGGUCGCCCUCGGGGAGCCCGCAAGCCGGAAGUCCCAGGGGCGAAGACAGCAGCGGCAUCGCGCUCACGGAGAGGAAGGACGGCGACACGGGGCAGGAGGCCGGCGCCGCCAAGAAAGGGGAGGAUGGUGACUACGAAUCCGUCAAGCUCGAGCCGUGA
Molecule: messenger RNA, 1620 nt
Organism: Lolium rigidum
Lineage: Eukaryota; Viridiplantae; Streptophyta; Magnoliopsida; Poales; Poaceae
Product: MLO-like protein 9
Exons: 13
Coding region: 1-1620 (539 amino acids)
Biological process (GO): defense response
Cellular component (GO): membrane
Source: RefSeq, a predicted model, not a curated record